This is a messenger RNA of Botrytis cinerea B05.10, 1038 nucleotides long. RefSeq names its product Bccgr1 (gene Bccgr1). The transcript has 3 exons. Lineage: Eukaryota; Fungi; Ascomycota; Leotiomycetes; Helotiales; Sclerotiniaceae. The record is from RefSeq and is a predicted model, not a curated record. The coding region runs from base 262 to 621 and encodes 119 amino acids.
GCAUCCAUCCAUCCAUCCAUCCAUACGGCUGAUGCUGAUAAGCAAGUCAAUCACGCUUAUCAGUAAGGUUAACGAGAAAAAAAAAGUUCCUGCAUCGUACAGUAAUUGAUAAUUUGUAUGCUUGGAUUUUGUAUUUCCUAUCGACGAAUCAUUUGGUAUACGACGAUCAAUAACGCCCCAAAAUAAAUCCCUUAACCUUUGUCCUCACACACGAAUAUCCAGACCACUGCUCAAUAUCUGCUCAACAUUUCAUAGAUCAAAAUGUCAACAGAAGUGGCCCCUUCCGCUCCUGCACCUGAGUCGGCCGUCCUUCCACAAGGAAUGCGCAAGAAUGGCAAACAAUGGCAUCCUGUGAAGAAAGCUUUCCGACCAAAGGCUGGAAAUACCUCAUAUGAAAAGAGAAAGGCAAACGAUGAGGCUGUAGCAGCCACCAAGGCCAAAGAAAAGGAGAUGAAGGAGGAGAAAGAAGCUGCACGACAGGCCCAUAUUACCAAAAUCAAGGAGAAGCGCGCCAACAAAGAGGAGAGAGAACGAUACGAGAAAAUGGCCGAAAAGAUGCAUCAGAAGCGUGUUGACAGAUUGAAGAGAAGAGAGAAGAGAAACAAGAUGUUGAAGUCAUGAUAGAUAAUCUUCCUGGACGGAGUAUGGCGCAUGGAAUAACUUGGAACACAUUGAAAGCGUCGGUUGAUAUGGGUGGCAUGGUUGAUUUGCGCAAGUCACAUAUAGCACGUCGAGCGAUAUCCAGCUAUUGACGGCAUGACAGAUGGCUACUGAAAGUCGGAUACAGCAGCACAAACUAGGGCUAUCUCCUAUCAUCGAGGACGAAGUCAAUCCGGACUGAGCGAAGCUUCUUGGAGGAAGCUAUGUAUGAUAUUGCCCAAACAGAAACUUCAACAACGAUUCAACAAGAUUCAAUCAGGAGUAAGGACCUCGGGUAUAUUAGCUAUUUCAAAUAGAUGAUAAAUACUAUCAGAAAUAAUCAAAGGACUCAGUUUUCCAUUAAAUCUCCUGCAUUGAUCUGAUUAGCUUGUCCUUUCA